Messenger RNA from Andrographis paniculata, 1911 nucleotides. RefSeq names its product NAD-dependent protein deacetylase SRT1. Bases 205 to 1635 code for a protein of 476 amino acids. NCBI's taxonomy places the organism in Eukaryota, Viridiplantae, Streptophyta, Magnoliopsida, Lamiales, Acanthaceae. The record is from RefSeq and is a predicted model, not a curated record. The transcript has 14 exons. Gene Ontology annotation, molecular function: NAD+ binding.
GGUCCUAUUGAAAGAACCACAGCCCACAAGCAUCGUCUCGUCGGUAGUACUGCGCAGCAAUAAACAAGUGCCGUCCCUUUGCGUUUUCCCUGCCUUCCAUUUGCAUUUUGAUCGAUUGAUUUCUAUAGAAAGAGAGAGAAAGUGAAAACCCCAGAACCUCAAGACAAUUCGGCACCCAGAAGGGAAAAUCCCUAAGCACUAGCCAUGUCUCUGGGCUAUGCCGAGAAGCUCUCCGUCAUUGAGGAUGUGGGCAACGUCGGAAUGGCCGAGUUCUUUGAUCAGCCGAACGUUCUUUGCGAGAAAGCUGAGCGACUUGCCAAGAUGAUCCAAAAGAGCAAGCACUUAGUCGUAUUUACUGGAGCGGGGAUAUCCACUUCAUGUGGUAUACCUGACUUCCGUGGCCCCAAGGGUAUCUGGACGCUUCAGCGCCUGGGAAAAGCCUUACCAGAAGCAGCUUUACCUUUCCACCGUGCAACACCAAGUGCAACUCACAUGGCAUUAGUUGAGCUUGAGAAGGCUGGUAUCUUGAAGUUCCUGAUUAGCCAGAAUGUUGACGGCCUCCAUCUUCGAUCUGGAAUACCGAGAGAAAAGUUUGCUGAAUUACAUGGAAAUUCCUUCAUGGAAAUAUGCCCAUCCUGUGGAACAGAAUAUUUGAGGGACUUCGAAAUUGAGACUAUUGGUUUGAAGGAGACUACACGCCGUUGCUCCAAGGCAGGUUGUGGUGCAAAAUUAAGAGACUCUGUCCUUGACUGGGAGGAUGCCUUGCCACCAAAGGAGAUGAAUCCAGCUGAAAAACACUGCAAAAUGGCCGAUCUUGUGUUAUGCCUAGGAACAAGUUUGCAGAUUACACCAGCAUGCAACUUACCCCUAAGAUGUCUCAAAGGUGGUGGGGAGAUUGUGAUAGUGAAUCUUCAGAAAACACCCAAGGACAAGAAAGCAAGUUUGGUGAUACAUGGGCGUGUAGACAAGGUGAUUGGAGGAGUCAUGAACGCGCUCAACAUGCGUAUUCCUCCAUUUGUUAGGGUUGAUCUUUUUCAGAUUGUUUUAUCUGAGGCCUUAAGUGUAGAUAAAAAAUAUGUGAACUGGACUCUCAGGAUAGCAAGUGUGCAUGGGAAGCAAGCACCCUUACCUUUUAUUAAAUCUGUUGAGGUAUCCUUCUCUGAAAGCUUGAACAUGAAAGCAGCAGUUCUAGUUAACCAACCUCUUCACCUGAAAAGAAGGACGGCAAGGAGCACAAAACCCUUCGAUAUUUUCUUGAAACUGAGUUUUGGUGCUGGCUGCAAGUGUUCAUCUACCAACCUAAAGAUUCCAGUCGACUUUGAGAUUCCAACCGACUGUUCCAAAGAAGACAAGAAUUCCAUCAUUAGCCGCUUGAAAGACCAAGCCAUCCACGACGCAUCUUGCGGGCAGACUGCUGUCGUAGAGAGGCUAUCCCUUUUAGUCCCCAAAAGUGAAAUCUCAGUCCAUGCCAUUGUCACCAACAUUAUCGAAUACAGCAUCUUACCCGGUGAGCAGGAAGUAUCUUCCCUGACCAAUACAUCCACGCACAAGAGGAGGAACGAGAGCCCAUUCGACAGCGGGAUAUCUUGGAAGCGGACAAAGGCAAGGAAGCCAAGGAGUAGACAUAAAAGAUGACUCCAUCCUGUGAUAUGAAUAUGAUAUGAUUUAAGGUCCGUACAUACUUAUGCUGUAGCAUUUGAAACAGCUUGGAGAUUUCUGUUUCCCCUCCCCCUUUUGGGAUUUAAUUCCUACAAUGGAAAGUAAGUGUGUGUGGUCUGAGAUAUGUUUUUUGGUAGAUAGUGACUCAGCCCACUUUUCCCUUUAGGACACUGGAAAAAGAUAUGACUACAAAUUGUCCCCAUCCUUGUAGAAAUUUUGAACUCUUUGGGAUAUGAAUUGUUUAUAAAUUAA